Talpa occidentalis (Iberian mole) is the source of this 443-nucleotide messenger RNA. Its product is annotated as serum amyloid A-2 protein-like. The record is from RefSeq and is a predicted model, not a curated record. NCBI's taxonomy places the organism in Eukaryota, Metazoa, Chordata, Mammalia, Eulipotyphla, Talpidae. Bases 51 to 443 code for a protein of 130 amino acids. The transcript has 4 exons. Gene Ontology annotation, cellular component: extracellular region.
UACCAGGAGCCUCAGCAGGAAAGAACAGUCCACGUUUACUCUGCAGCAGGAUGAAGCUUGUCACCGCCAUCAUUUUCUGCUCCCUGAUCCUGACUGUCAACAGCCAAAGAUGGUUCAAUUUCCUCAGGGAAGCUGGUCAAGGGACUAGAGACAUGUGGAGAGCCUACUCUGACAUGAGAGAAGCCAAUUUCAAAAACUCUGACAAAUACUUCCAUGCCAGAGGCAACUAUGAGGCUGCACAAAGAGGUCCUGGCGGAGUGUGGGCCUCUAAAGUGAUCAGUGAUGCCAGAGAAGCUUCUCAAAGAGUCACCGACUUGUUUAGAUACGGAAACAGUGGCCACGGAGUGGAGGACUCAAAGGCCGACCAGUUUGCCAAUGAAUGGGGCCGGAGUGGUAAAGACCCCAAUUAUUUCAGACCUGCAGGCCUGCCUGACAAGUACUGA